CUGAUCUGUCAUCUUGAUUCUCGUCAUCAAUUAUUCACUCAAUUUUUUUUUUUUUAGCUUUGAUCUCAACAGUUGCAGACAGCACAACCAAACACAAUAUGGUUACUCGCUAGCUGCAUUAAAUUACAUGUAUUCCUCUCAACAACUUGCCCUCACCUGCUACUGAGAACUCUACUCCAUUAUUAUUACCCAAUAUAUCUUGCAGUUUUCAAGAAAAAACACCAUGUGCCUAAACUCAUAUUAUACUCCCUCACCCAUCCACCCUUCACAAUUCCCACAAAAAAACCCCACACUUGUUUAAUCAAACCUUGUCUUUCCACUUUUGUUGUUUGUCUUAAAUAAUCUUCACUGGGAUUUUUUUGGGUGUCCUUCAUUGAUUCUCUGUUGUUCAUCUGUACUGUUCUUAAUGUUUUUGGAAAUCUUGAUUUCCAUUUCUAUUUUUUAGGUGGAAAAAGAGAAUAUAAUAGCAUAAACCCCCCAAAAAAAAGAAAAAUAAUCAUCUCCAUGGCAAUAAUAAUAUCAAGAUUCUUUGUCAUACUCUGUUCAUCAUGGAGCCUUUUCUUGAUCUGGGGCACACAUCAGCUCCAAUCCUCUCAAACCCAGCUGCUUUUGCAGGUGAGAAAGCAUUUGGAGUACCCAAAACAGCUAGACAACUGGGUUGUUCCUCGGACCGAUCUCUGUUUUCAGUCCUCCCCACAAGUGAACAUCACAUGCCAAGACAACAUCGUCUCCCAGGUCACAAUACUCGGCGAUUCUCCAAAAAUCCUAUCCAAAAAUUUCUCCAUCGACUCACUCGUUGUGACCCUGUCGAGGCUAAACACCUUAAAAUCUCUGAGUUUGGUGUCCCUAGGAAUCUGGGGCUCGCUUCCCGAUAAAAUCCACAGGCUUCAAUCUCUCGAAUACCUCGAUUUGAGCUGGAAUUACCUCUACGGCUCCAUCCCCCAAACCCUCUCAAGAAUCACGACUCUUCGCGUUCUCAAAAUGGACGGGAAUUCGUUAAACGCCACUUUUCCCAGCUCAUUUCCGAAUCUGACGAGCCUAAGUUUGAGACAAAACAUGUUCGCCGGCCCCUUACCGUCCGAAUUGACCAAACUAACCUCGUUGACCGACAUUAACCUGUCGAAAAACUCGAUCUCUGGCGAAUUGCCCGAUCUCAGCAGCUUAUCCGGUCUACAAUGGCUCGAUUUGAGCCACAACGAGUUGAACUCGGUACUUCCGAGCAUGCCGAGGGGCGUGACCGUAAUUUUGAUGAAAAACAACUCCUUGUUCGGGAAAAUCCCCGAUCAAUACGCUGAGCUGGACCACCUUCAGCAGCUUGACCUCUCGUCAAAUGCGUUGACUGGCUCGAUUCCAGCUCGACUGACUUGCAGUGGCAAGCUCCAGUUGGUGGAUAUCUCGAACAACAGGCUGACUGGGCCCCUGCCAGCCUGUCUUAACUCGAACGCGAAAAAUAAGGUUGUUAGAUUUGGCGGGAACUGUUUGUCGGCCGAUCAGAAGCACCAGCAGCAUCUGGAGGCAUACUGUGUGGAGAGUAUUCGGAAAAAGAAUGAAGCUGAAGGGAAGAGUAAUAGUAAUAAUAGUAACCAUUUGGGAGUAUUGACGGGAAUCGUUUGUGGAGUUGGUUUGGUUGUGAUGGGAUUAGGGGUUGGAUUUUUGGUGCUGUGCAGACGAUAUUGCCCUCGGGGGACUUCAGAGCAGCACUUGCUGUCGAAUUUGGUGAACGAAAGCUCGGUUACAGGGUUCACGUCCGAGAUUUUAGCCGAUGCCAGGUUUAUAUCUGAUGCAGAGAAGAUGGAGAAGCAGGUAUUUCCAGCUCAUCGCCCGUUUUCGCUGGAUGAGCUGAAGGCGGCUACGAUUAACUUUGACAAGUUUGCUUUGAUGGGCGAGGGCUCGACCGGGAAGAUAUACAAAGGAAGACUAGAGAGUGGGGCCCAGGUGGCAGUACGGUGCUUGACCGUGUCGAGAAAAUAUACAAUCAGAAAUCUGAAGCUUCGACUCGACUUGUUGGCGAAGCUUCGUCAUCCGCAUUUGGUUUGCCUCUUGGGACACUGCAUGGAGAGUGACUGUAAACUCGAGUUUAACGGUGACAACAGAGUUUAUCUAAUUUAUGAAUACAUACCCAGUGGCAGUUAUCGAGCUCACCUUAAUGAAACUAAUUCAGAGAAGGUGCUGAAAUGGUCUGAUAGACUGGGCAUUCUAAUCGGCAUUGCAAAGGCUGUUCAUUUUCUGCACACCGGAAUAAUUCCUGGUUUCUACACCAACCGAUUGAAGUCGAGCAAUAUAUUGUUAAAUGAGCAGCGGAUAGGAAAACUGAGUGAUUACGGGUUGUCAGUUGUGGCUCAAGAGAUUCACAAGGACAAGGAAGAAGAUGGCCUUAAAUCAUGGCAAAUGAAAAGCCUAGAUGAUGACAUUUACAGCUUUGGGCUUAUAUUACUCGAGUCGCUUGUGGGGCCGUCGGUUCUUGCAAAGACGGAGUCUUUUAUGCUCAGUGAGAUGGUUUCUUUAAGCAAUCCGGAUAGCCAGAUGCGAGUAGUCGACCCGAAUGUGCUGGCAUCUUGCUCCCGAGAAUCACUUGCAAUCGUUAUAUCUCUAACAAUCAAUUGCAUUUCACGCGAGUCGUCAAAUCGGCCAUCUUUCGAGGAUGUUAUAUGGAACUUGCAGUAUGCAGCUCAAGUUCAGGCUACUUCGGAAGGGAGACCUGCAAAGACACAUCUAUCCCCAUAACUUUUUCCUCAUAUGUAAUUGUGUAUAAGUGAGUUUGAUUGCAUAAUAUGGAUAUUUGUAUCUUAAUUCUUGAGAUACAUCAGCUUGGUGUAAAAAUGUGUCUUGACUCUUGACAAAUUGCUAACUAUAACGGUCUUAACUCCAUUUUAAAACCGCAUUUUGCUCCAUUUCCAGCUUGACUAGAUAUCUUAAGUGGUUGUUGCUAUAUAGAAACAUCUUAUUAAGACAACAUUUUUCUGCAAGCAUCCACAAUGCAAU
Molecule: messenger RNA, 2982 nt
Organism: Striga asiatica
Lineage: Eukaryota; Viridiplantae; Streptophyta; Magnoliopsida; Lamiales; Orobanchaceae
Source: the annotation of a GenBank genome assembly